AUGCCUUCAAAUAUCAGCAUGACAAACAACAGCUCACUCCCUUUCGGCGCAAAGAAUAUUCAACCCAGCUUUGGAGGAGGACACCUCAGCCGGGCACCACCGCCAGGCUCACAUCGCGGGGGCUUUGCGCCCCCGAGUUCAUAUGGACCAAAUCUAGGCCGAACUGUUCCAGCUACACAAGUCGAAGUGAAGGCGCCGGCAGAUGUUAAGCAAUUACGUUUGAUUCACAAAACCUUGGAGAAUCUCCUUAAUCAUGGCCCCGAAUUUGAAGCCCUGCUUAUGAGCCGACCGGAAGUCCAGAGAGAGGAAAAAUGGGCUUGGAUUUGGGAUGCAAGAAGUCCUGGUGGAGUUUACUAUCGCUGGAAGUUAUGGCAGGUCAUCACAAACCCCCGGUCUCACGGUAAUCGAAAGUCAAAGAGUCAAAAGCCGUCGUCUGUUUUUGAGGAUGGAGCCCGCUGGUUUCCCCCGGAAAGAGAUAUCAAAUUCGAGUUCACAACACGCCUUGACGAAAUUAUCUCUGAUGAAGACUACAACUCUUCCGACGAGGAGCAGUCGGAUGGUGAAGAUGAACGACGAAAUCUUGGAGGAGCACCGCCUUCAGAGGGAGGGAAUGGCCCAAAUGAUGGAACCGGGUACAUGAACCCGUUACAAAAGGCCAAGCUCACUCAUCUACUCGCUCGCCUACCGACAACCCAUGCUAGACUCCGACGAGGCGAUAUCGCGCGGACUACUGCUUUUGCCAUCGAACACGCAGGACUGGGUGCCGACGAAGUUGUUGAUAUGAUUGUCCUGAAUAUUCUCAAUCCACUGGCAUAUACUGGUGCCAACCCUGACCGAGAUUUGGAAAAUGAUGCGGCAAAUCGGGAGAGUCACGAAAAAGAUAAUGAUAACCCCUCUAAAGGAAAAAUGGACCUCUCUGCCGCCAAAUUGGUCGGGUUAUACACCAUCUCGGAUAUCCUCUCAUCAUCAGCCACUAGUGGGGUUCGCCAUGCCUGGCGAUAUCGGCAGCUUUUCGAAUCAGCCUUACGCUCGCAGAAAGUCUUUGAACACCUUGGUCGACUUGAGAAAGACCUUCAUUGGGGACGACUCAAGGCAGAGAAAUGGAAGCGGAGCGUGGGGACCCUACUUCACCUCUGGGAAGGGUGGUGUGUUUUUCCGCAGUCAAGUCACGAGCAUUUUGUCCAGAUGUUUGAGCAACCACCUCUCACCGACGAAGAGUUACAAAAAGAAAAGGAGAAGGCAGAAGUUGAACAAACCAGUAACGCCUUUUCUAAGAAAAAGAACCGAUGGAAGACGGUUGACGAUGAAGACCCGGGAUCCAGUUAUUUCGAUCAAAGUGGGCCAUCCGAGAUAGAAAACGCAGCUCAUCAGGCACCUGGCAGGGCGUACCCCGCCGAAGACGAAUCGAUGAGCGACAUCGAUGGCGUUCCCAUGGAGGACAGUGAUUUGGAGAUGCCCGACGAAGGAGAGCCGAUGGAGGAAGAAAGGACGCCACGAGAUAGCGACGUUGUCAUGAACCAACCACCAGAGCAGCCCGAAGAUGUCACCAGGCAGCAAAAUCCAGAAGCAGAAAAACGAGAACCCGCCUCCCGACGUCCUCGAAGACCACGGCCCAAAGCCGAGGACAUGUUUGCGUCAGACUCGGAGUGA
This is a messenger RNA of Penicillium waksmanii, 1650 nucleotides long. RefSeq names its product SWAP/Surp domain-containing protein. The transcript has a single exon. Gene Ontology annotation, biological process: RNA processing. Bases 1 to 1650 code for a protein of 549 amino acids. Gene Ontology annotation, cellular component: nucleus. Lineage: Eukaryota; Fungi; Ascomycota; Eurotiomycetes; Eurotiales; Aspergillaceae. The record is from RefSeq and is a predicted model, not a curated record. Gene Ontology annotation, molecular function: RNA binding.